UGACGUGACGUAAGACCCGUUACCCUUCCCACGCUCCAGCUGCUGAUUGGCUUUACGUAGGUUUCUGGCUGAUAUUUAAUACAGCAAAGCGCUGAUGUCUCAUUUAUCAAGACUGGAUCUUAGCGCAUAUCCGCUCCACUCCGCACCAGGGCGCACGCAGCUGACGCAGUCAACAAAUCUGUCAGAGGAAAAAAAAAAACAGUUGCUGCUCAGAAAAUGAAACGAGGCUUGCUGCUGGUGACUUUGUUCCUCAUCAUGAAACUUCACUUCAGUCAAUCCAGACGCGAAGAAACCGGAUCGCGCGCAGCCUCCUCAGACCAGACUGUAAGACUGGAAGACCUGCAGCGGAACAUACUGAGGAGACAGUCAGAGCCGGAUCCGGACAGCUUUUACGGGAUGCUGGGCAAAAGAAACUCUGACCUGAAGCAGAGCAUCCUAAGGAGAGUGGCAGAGCCGGAUCCUGACAGCUUUUACGGGAUGCUGGGCAAAAGAGAUGCUGACCUGAAGCAGAGCAUCCUAAGGAGACUGGCAGAGCCGGAUCCUGACAGCUUUUACGGGAUGCUGGGCAAAAGAGAUGCUGAUGAAGAUUCGAAAACAGCAGAAAAAAGGGAAACGGAUGAGCUGUUUUUUGGUCUUAUGGGAAAAAGAAGCUCAGACUCUGAUAAUAGUCCCUGGAGAAGAGAGUAUCCAGAACGGAGAGGAAUUUUUCUCAACAAGUUCAGACUGAGGUCACUUCAGGGGCUGUAGGCACAUUUUUCAGUUUGGCUUCGAUUGAAAAUCGCAGAGGAGCACAAACGGCCAACGAGUCUGACGGAAAAGCAGCCAAGCAGCUGGUUGAUGAAAGUAACCAUAAGCCAAGCAGAUUGUAACUGUUUUACCUGAAAGACAAAGAAUAAUUACAAGCAGUGGCGGCUCCAGAGAUUUUUUUUUUCUGCAGGCGCUUACGGGGGCUAAGCUUUUUUUAACAAAGGGUGCUGCAAAGGAUCAUUUUGUUCUUAAAAUUCCCACACACAGAAGCAAACACAAACAGAGGCACACUCAAAUCUCAGACAUCUUAAACAGUGACCAAUAAAGUGGAUAGUGAAUAUGUAAUAAUCUACUAUUUAAAGAUGCAGUAUGUAACUUUUACAAAAAAAAUUAUAUAUAUAUUUGUUGAAAUUCUCAAUAUGUCAUGACAGUAUGGUAUGAGAUAGAUAAUCUGUGAAAAAAAUCAAGCUCCUCUGCCUUUUCCCAGUGCUCCCAGUGCUAUUCAGAGACAAUCAAUAAAAGCCAGGAGGAGGGUCUUAAUGCUGUCAAUCACCAUCUCCCAUGGAGCUGCUCAUCUCAUGGAAAUGCAUCGAUGAGUGAACUCCUUCUUGUUGUUACUGCAACUGCUUCCAGAUAUCAGAGCCUGUUGUAAAUGUUUAUGCUAGCUAGCAUAGCCACUAAUGAUAGCAGACACACAAUUUGCUUGUAGCGGUAAGUUGUUUCUUCACCAUUCAGAACAUUGAGAAGCAAGUACAUAAAGUCAACAGAGCUGAGACCCUCCUUGUUGCUCUCAUUGGCUGUUUUUGGUCAGGAGCUACAGACAGCAAUAGUAGCUCAGGGAGAAGGUGGAAGGGAUUGUUCUUUUCAGAUCAUGUCAUUUUAAACUGUCACAACAUGCUGAUAGUUUUAACAAAUAUGCAAAAUACACAUUUUUUAUUAAGCUUACAUGCUGCAGCUUUAAUUAAACCAUGCAUGACAAUACUGCUGAGAACAUGCCAUGGUAUCUUAACAGUCUAGAUCAAUAAGUAUUGAUUUUUUUUGUUUUUUUUUUAUUUUAAAUAUCUAAAAUACUGCCAAACUGUUAAUGUGACCUUCCCUGUUUUCUCCACAGUUUCCUCUUGAGCUGUUGAUCCCAUCUUUGGAAACUUGGGCAGUAGAAAACAAUCCAUUUUUGAAUCUCUUGCUCCUUUCAGUUGUUUACUGGGAGUGAACAUAGCCGUACAAGUUCAUUUUCUGUUGCAAGACGGGAUUUAUUUAAUUUUUUUACUCAAUAUAAUUAUUGGUAGUUGUGUUUUAUGAGGAAAAUAUCACAACUAUACUAAAGAAUAGUGACAUAGAUGAAGAAGAAAAAAUGCAAUCUGAUAUUUCCUUGGGGGUGCUAUGACUUCUCCAGGGGGAGCUAUAGCACCCCUAUGGGCCCCCCUGGCGCCGCCACUGAUCACAAGUCAUAUUUUCAGUUUUUAUUGUUCUCUCUUUUAUUGUUCAAAGUUGAAAAUAAACAUAAAUUUCACAUGUUUUCUAGAGGGCUGUCAACAUUAACCUGAUAACACAUGCGAUUGAUCUAAAACAAAAACUGUUACAAUAAUAAUCUCAAAAACACAGAUUAAUGAUGCUGACCUAAAAGCGUCUCUCUCACAGAGAGGGUUACCUUGUUCACAGCAGCGCGGAGCAAAGGUCGAUGUUUUCUGCAAUACCAAACAGCAGCAAAGGUUGAACUUUGUUCAACUUUCUUGUGUCGCAUUGCUUCACCACUCACGUGUGCACACCUCGAAAUUUCACAUGCACAUUUCUAAAUUACCGCUUACAACAAAAUGACUUAAACCUCCCUGAAUACCAAAACCUGGAAAACUGAGACUCUUCAGGCGUGUUUGGUUUGAUAUAAUGAGACAUUGACUUUCUUUUAAUACACACAUACAGUGGCGCUUUUUGAUAUGGAAGCCAAGAAACUAGAAAAUAAAAUAUAUGCUAUCUCCCAGUUGUCCCCUAAAUAUAUUUGCUGCAACUUGUUUGCAUGUGUAGUGAGGUAAGUUAGUUGCUGUUAAGUGCUGGAAGAAACUACAUAAAAAAAACCCUG
Molecule: messenger RNA, 2821 nt
Organism: Poeciliopsis prolifica (blackstripe livebearer)
Lineage: Eukaryota; Metazoa; Chordata; Actinopteri; Cyprinodontiformes; Poeciliidae
Gene: tac3a
Product: tachykinin precursor 3a
Exons: 9
Coding region: 217-747 (176 amino acids)
Biological process (GO): positive regulation of blood pressure; tachykinin receptor signaling pathway
Source: RefSeq, a predicted model, not a curated record